Molecule: messenger RNA, 2995 nt
Organism: Candoia aspera
Lineage: Eukaryota; Metazoa; Chordata; Lepidosauria; Squamata; Candoiidae
Gene: CAPN13
Product: calpain 13
Exons: 25
Coding region: 203-2479 (758 amino acids)
Biological process (GO): proteolysis
Cellular component (GO): cytoplasm
Molecular function (GO): calcium ion binding; calcium-dependent cysteine-type endopeptidase activity
Source: RefSeq, a predicted model, not a curated record
CUGCUUCUCAAGAAAGAGAAUAGGAAACAGAAAGCUCUGACACUGGAAAAGUGUCCUUUGCACAAACUUCAGAAGAUUUGGCUUUAAAAGAUGGUAUGACCUGCUGAGGCAGGCUGUUGGGACUGAUAUUCCUUGGAGACAGCAUGCAUCUGAGGAGCAAGAACAGCUAGGAUCAUUCUCUUGUACAGAAGCUCAGAACAAAAUGAAGAAGGGGAGGAACCUGGUUCUCAAGCAAAACCAAGCAACUGAAGGAAGCCCAGCUUUCCCUUGGCAAUUUAACAACCAGGACUUUGUUAAACUGCGAAACUACUGCCUGCAUCAGGGCCUGCUUUUUGAAGAUGAUACAUUCCCAGCAAAUAGUGAUUCCAUUGGACUUAACUUGCUUCCACGAGGGACACUGGGAAAAGUACAGUGGUUUAGACCACCUGAGCUGGUCGGAAAUCCAAGUUUGUUUGUGGAUGGAAUAAGUCGAUUUGAUAUUAUUCAAGGAGAAAAAAUAGGUAACUGUUGGGUUUUGGCAGCUCUGGGUUCUUUGACCCAACAACAGCAGUUCCUGGGAAAUGUGAUUCCUAAAGACCAAGGAUUUAAUUACACUUAUGCAGGGAUUUUUCAUUUUCAGUUCUGGUACUUUGGAGGCUGGGUCGAUGUGGUGGUAGAUGACCAACUGCCUUUCCUCGAUGGGAAAUACUUAUCAGUUCAUCCCCGCAGCACGAACGAGUUCUGGCCACCUCUUCUUGAGAAAGCUUAUGCCAAACUGCGUGGUUCUUACGAGAAGCUGCACUUUGGCUAUAUCUCAGAAGCUUUGGUGGAUCUCACAGGUGGGGUCCAGCUGCCUUUCGAUCUUAGGAGUCCUCCUACUCAUCUGUUUGAAAUAAUGAAAACAGCUGCUUUGUCAGGCAGUCUCAUGGCAUGCAACACUCCUAAAAGGGCUUCCAGUUGGUUUCUGGAGCACCUUCUUCCAUACGUUCCUGCUUCAUGCCUGUCAUCCAAGGCACUAUUUCAGACCUCUUGGUUGGUGAAGAUAACGCCAAGUUGUAGAAUUAUUUCUGUGGUUCCAUCCAGUUGUAAAAUGCUCUGCCAACAGAGAUUAUUCAGGACUAUUUAUACUGCUUCCAGUGAGCUUAUCCUGAGUAACCAAGUAUUGAAGAAUGGAAUUGUGCAGCAACAUGUCUACACUGUUAUAGAGGCCAGAGAGGUUCCUUACAUGGAUGGGAAAGAAGAUUUAAUCAAACUAUGGAAUCCUUGGGGCUCUGUGGAAUGGAAUGGAGCUUGGAGUGAUCAAUCUGUGGAGUGGGAUCGAGUCCCUCAACAAUUCAAGACAGAAUUCUAUGUGAAGAGGGCUGAUGGUGAAUUCUGGAUGUCAUUUAAAGAUUUCAGAGACAAUUUUUCAUACCUGUUUGUUUGCGAUAACAUGCCCACAUUCCUGGAUUUUGGUGAGGAGAGCAAUACUUCUUGGUCUAUGGUUCAAUAUAGCAACCAAUUCUCUCCAGAAGGGAGCAACUAUCCAAGUGCUCUUUCAAGAAAUCAUCAAUAUUCCAUCAAAGUUCCAGAGUUUAUGAUGAGAAAAAACAAUGUUGUAGUAGCAUUGACACAAAGACCUGCAAAUAACUCACGGGAGCUGGGGUCUAUAGGUUUCCGGAUAGAAAAGGAUGAGCUACAGGGUAGAACCACAGUUCAUGCCAUACCACCUAGUUUAAGACGAGAUGUCACCAAUGACUACCUACUGGAACCUGGAGAUUACAUCAUUGUUCCAACUACAUCACUACAAAGCCAAGCACCUAACUUCCUUCUGCGAAUCUUUCUAAAAAGUCAAGGCAAUCUAAGGGAACCAAACAUGGAAUUCAGUUCAGUGAUGACAAAGCACCCGAGGGGCCCAUCCAUCUCCCCGCAAGGCCUGGGAGAACAACCAGAUCUUCAGGGUUUACAGCAUGACCGCAGGGAUAUGCUCAAGUGGAAUCCAGACGACUAUGAAAGCAUCUUCUUAAGUUAUGCUUAUCAGAACUCCUACUUAGAUGCCUCACAGUUACAAAGGAUUCUGAAUGAAGUUCUCCUGAAAGAUCUAAUGGCUGGUCUGGGAACUGGAGAUGGAUUCAGCUUUGAUUCAUGCAAAAGCCUUUUAGCUCUGAUGGAUAUCAAUACUAAUGGAAAACUUUCACUCCAAGAAUUCGAAAGGCUGUGGAGGGCUUUCAGGAAAUAUGAGGAUUUAUUUAGAAGAGAAGAUGAAAAUAAUUCCGGAUACCUAAAUGUUUCAGACCUGCAAAGAGCUGUGCAAGAAACAGGCCAGUAUGUCAAUGAUGAGCUCCUCCGGCUCCUGGUCAUGCGGUAUGGAGACUCUGCCCAGAGGAUAAACUUUCCUGAUUUUGUGUGCUGUAUGUUUCGUCUUGAGACAAUGGCAAAGGCAUUCCACAAUUUAUCCCAAAAUAGAGGAAGAAUCUUUUUAACUGAAGAUGAGUGGAUGACCAUGAUCAUGUAUUGCUGAUCUGAUGAUACAGCUUUCUAAAUAUGGUAAGAAUUUGCCCAAAUAUUCUUAGAAUUAUUUCUUGCUUUUAGGCAAAUUGUAACCCUAAAAUUUAUUUUGUUUAAAAAUAUAGCAAAACAAGGGUUAUGCAUGUAUGGCAGAACUGGAUUUUUAUCCUUAAAUACUAUGUAUACUUUUGAUCAUUGAUGCAUCAACAUAAUGCAAGAAAAAGAGUUUGGAUUUAAUUCUCAUUCCCUUUUUUAGGCUGCUCACUUUUCAGAGUUUCAAAAGAAAAUUUCUGAUUGAGAAGGCCUAUUUAAUUGGAGAUGAGACAGAAACAGUCAAGGGCUUCAAGCAAUCUAGACAUAAUCAGGAGAAUAAAAAUAAAACCCACAGAAGAUAAUGGUGGAAAUGUGCAGAAAAGAUGUUUGUUUCCAUACAAAUGUCUUGGGAUAACUUCUUACUUAAAAAUAAUCCAAACUAGAGUUAAUCAAAAAUUGUUCAAUGCAAUACAUACUUAACUUAAAAUUAAAUCUA